Messenger RNA from Populus trichocarpa (black cottonwood), 1460 nucleotides. RefSeq names its product probable calcium-binding protein CML21. The transcript has 6 exons. NCBI's taxonomy places the organism in Eukaryota, Viridiplantae, Streptophyta, Magnoliopsida, Malpighiales, Salicaceae. The record is from RefSeq and is a predicted model, not a curated record. Bases 502 to 1176 code for a protein of 224 amino acids. Gene Ontology annotation, molecular function: calcium ion binding.
GUCUCAUGGACAAACAACAAAGCACAUGGAUCUCGUUUAGAUAAAAGGAAAAGUCAGAGGAAGUGGAUAGUGAGUGGUACAAGCACCAACGGCAAUAUAGAGAGUACGUGUAGGGUGUACCACAAAACUUGGCGAUAAUAAUUCAUUUAACUCCUCCAACUCAAUUUGACAACAACAUUAUCUUUAGCAUUCAUAUCAUUCACAUCUCCUCCUCAUCUUUCUCUGUUCGGUUUCUAAACAAAAACUGAAACCAGGGUUCUGUUUCUUUCAUCAUUCUCUUUCGUUUUUUUCUUUUAAUUCGACGGGUGUGCUUUGCCAUCUUUUGGAGCUGAGGAAAUUAUCAAGAGAGAAGUGUUUCUUGAAGGGCGUUGAUUUCAGAACUGCAACUGAUAGAAUAUAUAUUACAGGGAGAAUGAUACUUGCGAUUUGAUUAUGAAAGAAGUUUUCUUGGCCAGAAACGCACUGAAUUUCCUGCGUCCCGUUUCGCCUCGUUAAUUGAGAAUGGGAGGUGCAGUGGGAAAGGCUGGUUCACCUCAAAAGGCAUGGAUACCGGAAACAAAAAUUGAAACAAAAGUGGUCGAAGCUAUGCGGCGGAGGGAAACUCAUGGAAGUUCAAUAAAAUCAUUCAACAGCAUAAUCUUAAAAUUCCCAAAAAUAGAUGAAAGCUUCAGAAAAUGUAAAGCUACUUUUGAGCAAUUUGAUGAAGAUUCCAAUGGGUCCAUUGAUAAGGAAGAGCUCCGGAAAUGUUUCCAUAAGCUGGAGACUGCGUUUACAGACGAAGAAAUAAACGAUCUCUUCGAGACAUGUGAUGUUAAUGAGGACAUGGGCAUGAAGUUCAAUGAGUUCAUUGUACUUCUCUGUCUUGUCUAUCUUCUCAAGGAUGAUCCUGCUAUCCCUCAAGCUAAAUCACGAAUAGGCAUGCCGGAUUUGGAGGCCACAUUUGAAACACUGGUUGGGGCCUUUGUGUUCUUAGACAAGAACAAGGACGGUUACGUCAGCAAGAGUGAGAUGGUACAAGCCAUAAAUGAAUCUGGGGAACGUUCGUCUGGACGAAUAGCCAUGAAAAGAUUUGAAGAGAUGGACUGGGAUAGAAACGGAAUGGUGAAUUUCAAGGAGUUUCUGUUUGCUUUCACUAAUUGGGUUGGGAUCGAUGACAACGAAGAUGAGGAGGACUGAAUGUAUGCAAAUUCUCCCGUCUCCAGCUCUCUACUUGACGAAUCAUGAUGACCUGGAGCUGACAUUCACAGACGUGAAAGUUCCUAUAUAUAUAAGCGCCUCUUUGUCUCUUCAAUAAAUGAUCAAAACACAUUCUAUGUUUUGCUGGCUCGGAAGAAAUCUUUUUCCUUCUAUGCUUUGUAAUGUAAAUUGGGUUUUUAAGUAUACAACCCUACAUGCUUGUGAUGCAUUUUGUUUAUAAAACCAAAAACAAACCAAACUAGUCGGGUUUUUUAAAAUUUUAA